GUGGUAUUCACACAAAUGGAGCGUCGCCUGAUGGUACUUCGUGAGUACUGAAUAACCGCUCGUUUCCCAGUGGAAUGUGACAGCGGACUCGAGUCUUCGUCUGUUCACCUUUUUUUCUCACUCAGUCCUCACAUUCCACGCUUCGUUUUCCUUGAGAGAGAGAGAGAGAGAGAGAGAGAGAGAGAGAGAGAGAGAAUUCCGAUCAAAAUCGCCAAAAUGCGUCCCGGUGAAUUCGUUCCCGUCGUCUUCCUCGCCCUCGCGAUCUACUCACCUCUUCAGGUCUUCGCGAUCGAACCUUUUUCAGCCGCACUCGAAGCCCUCCAGAAUGAAAUCAACUAUACUUUCGAUAGUAUUGUCCUUCUCCGUCGCGCAGUGACUCACGCAUCAUUCUCGGAAGAGAACAAUAAAGCUCUGAGUAUUUUGGGAGCGAGCGUGAUUGAGGCCUCCAUUGCGCUCAAAUCACUCGCCAAGGAUAUUGAUAUCUCUCCGAAAGAUCUGAACCGUAAGAUAUCGGAGGUUUGCAACAUGGAGUCAUCCUGUGCCAAAGAGGGAUCACAAUUAGGGUUGCAGAAGGUGGUAAGGGUUUCUCCGAAGACCGAUUCGUCCAGUCCGGCAGUGGUUUGCGGGGCUUUUCGGGCUGUGAUCGGAGCAAUUGCUGUCGACACAGGGAAUUUCGAUGACGCCGGGAGAGUUUUCGUGGCUGUUCUUGAUGGGAAAAGUGCAAGCAGAAGAGCCAGUUCUAGGUAAGCUGUUUGAAUUAAUCUCUGUUAUAUAUGCUAAUAUUGCUGCCACAUUGUUAGGGUUUUAAGUUAGUGGCCGUUGCCUGUGUUGGUGAACUGGUGUUGAUGUUUUUCAGUUCAGAACGCUAGCUUUAAGUAGUGCCUUAUGAUUCUAUCGUUCCCUUCAUGGUUAACAUUAGAAUGGGAGGCGGUAGUCGUGUGUGAAUCGUAUGGUGUUGUUUUGGGAACCUUGCUACUUAUUUGAUUAAAGAUCUUAUAUAUGUACUGGUCACAUUGUUAUGGUUUAA
This is a messenger RNA of Rhododendron vialii, 1027 nucleotides long. Its product is annotated as protein NUCLEAR FUSION DEFECTIVE 2. The record is from RefSeq and is a predicted model, not a curated record. The transcript is spliced from 3 exons. The coding region runs from base 217 to 747 and encodes 176 amino acids. Lineage: Eukaryota; Viridiplantae; Streptophyta; Magnoliopsida; Ericales; Ericaceae. Gene Ontology annotation, biological process: rRNA processing; regulation of gene expression. Gene Ontology annotation, cellular component: nucleus. Gene Ontology annotation, molecular function: ribonuclease III activity; double-stranded RNA binding.